This is a messenger RNA of Archocentrus centrarchus (flier cichlid), 6440 nucleotides long. RefSeq names its product GATA zinc finger domain containing 2B (gene gatad2b). The transcript has 11 exons. Lineage: Eukaryota; Metazoa; Chordata; Actinopteri; Cichliformes; Cichlidae. Gene Ontology annotation, molecular function: sequence-specific DNA binding. The record is from RefSeq and is a predicted model, not a curated record. Gene Ontology annotation, biological process: negative regulation of transcription by RNA polymerase II. Gene Ontology annotation, cellular component: NuRD complex. The coding region runs from base 144 to 2105 and encodes 653 amino acids.
AGGGUGAGUGUCUGUCGAGGCCCAAUCAGCAGCUCAGUGCUGCCUGCCGGUGCCGGGGACUGGUGGUGAGGGGCUGUUGCAACGCGUCAGGACCGGACCGUGAACCCGGAGACGCUACACACUGAGGCGAAAGGAGACACAGGAUGGAGCAGAUGUCUGAGGAGGCGCUGAGGCUUAACCUACUAAAACGAGGCCUUGAGUCACCCAGUGAGCGAGAAGAGGCACUGGCUAAGCGCCUCAAAAUGGAGGGUCACGAGGCCAUGGAGCGCCUGAAGAUGCUGGCGCUUCUUAAACGCAAGGACUUAGCUGACCUAGCAGCCCUAGAUGUUGCGGGGACCUUGGGAGAUGGGAAGGGCCCUGGAGCCAGCACCCUCCAUCACCAGAGCCUAAUGGGUGCUGCUUAUGAGGAGAAGUUAAACGGCAGUCUGAGAAUGGGAAGCCACAGUGGCCACGUUGGACCAAGUAAGAAUGGCAAGGAGAACAUCCUGGAUGAGCCAGUAGACAUGAGCGCUGGGAGAAGAUGUGAUGCUGAUCAUGACAGACGAACUCCGUCGCCAGACGUCAUCAUCCUGUCAGACAAUGAGGCUUCCAGCCCCAGAACAACACCUCGGCCAGAAGAGCGCGUGCACAAGGCCAACCUGGACAUGUUCAAGGGGAAGACAGGAGAGGAGAGGCAGCAGAUGAUCAAAGCUCUAAGAGAAGAACUUCGUCUGGAGGAGGCUCGUCUUGUGCUGCUCAAGAAGCUCAGACAGAGUCAAAUGCAGAAGGAGAACGUGGUUCAGAAGGUCCCGGUGGUCCAGAAUGCUGCAUCAUCUGUGCAACCUCCCCCCAUCCACAGCUCUCCUGGUCUGGGCAAGCUGCCUGUGAGGCCAGGUCUACACAACCCUGAGCCCCAGAACCUCCGCACUGCACAGGGUCACACAGUCAUCCGGUCAGCAGCCAAUGCCAACUUGCCACCUAUGUUGAUGUCUCAGCGAGUGAUUGCUCCCAACCCUGCCCAGCUGCAGGGCCAGAGGGUCGCUUCCAAACCUGGGAUGUCUCGUUCCAGUUCCAGCAGCCUGGCUAAUGCUGUCAGCUAUCAGCAGGCCAGUCAGGUGGCAGCUUCCCAGCGCUCAGGCUCCAGUGCCAUGUACAUGAACCUGGCCCACAUGCAGGCGGCAGCAGCAGUUGGGGCCGGUGGGGUGGCAAGUGGUCUGGGCGGAGCUUCGGCUGUGAGCCCGUCCACUAUGUCUGGAUCAGCAAGUGGAGCAGUGAGUUCCAUGGCAGACCAGGCCAGCAGCCAGGCAGCAGCUAAGCUGGCCUUAAGGAAGCAGCUGGAAAAAACCUUGUUGGAGAUCCCUCCACCAAAACCCCCAGCCCCUCUCCUUCACUUCCUGCCCUCUGCUGCCAACAGCGAGUUCAUCUACAUGGUGGGCCUAGAGGAGGUGGUGCAGAGUGUGCUUGACAGUCAGGGUAAGCUGAGAGGAACGCUGGCCCGUAUGGAGCCAUUCUUCUGUGCCCAGUGCAGAACUGACUUCACCCCCCACUGGAAGCAAGAGAAGAGUGGGCGAAUCCUCUGUGAGCAGUGCAUGACAUCCAAUCAGAAAAAGGCUUUGAAGGCAGAGCAUACCAACAGGCUGAAGAACGCCUUUGUGAAGGCCUUACAACAGGAGCAGGAGAUUGAACAGAGGCUGCAGCAGCAGGCCGCUCUCUCUCCCAGCUCAGUCCCUACCAACGCCUCCAAGUCUGAAAGUAUGAUCCGACAUCAUGCCCUCCGCCAGGCUCCCCAGCCUCAGGCCUCCCUGCAGCAAGGGCUGUCGAACUCUGCACGAGGCGUCCUAUCCAACUUUGCCCAGGCCUCCCAGCUGUCAGUGGCCAGCAGCCUCAUGGGCAUGACUAGUGCCAAGCACUGUGGCAGCAGUGGAGGCAGCAACAGCAGCAGCAAUAGACUGCAACACGACAGCCGUCGCCAGAUCUACAACAUCCCAGGGUUAAAUAUUGCCUAUCUGAACCCAGCGGCUGUUGGAGCCCAUAAGAGCUCCAGCUUAGCAGACCGGCAGAGAGAGUACCUGUUGGACAUGAUCCCACCUCGAUCCAUAUCGCAGUCUAUCACUGGACAGAAAUGAGCCCUGUCCAGCUCUUGCCCCCUGAAGCCACCUCCAUCUUCAUACCUAAACCAUACUGAAGCACUCCCAAAUCAGCCAAUACCCCCUCCCCUUCACCUCCCAUCGCAUGCAGUGCCUGUCCGUGUGCCUACCUUAAACUGACCCAUAAAAACCCACAAAGUUGGAAAAAGACUCUAAAUUAUCAGUGCGUCUCACAUGCUCUUAUUAUAGUAAAAUCCUUCUUCUUCAGUGUAUUUAAGAAUUAUAAUUCCCCUUAUUAUAACUGGUGGUAGCACUAUUAUUCCUGUAACUACCAUAUUUGCUUCUGUUACUAUUACUCAUUUAUGCUUUUUUUUUCUUUUAAAAGUUUGUUUUUGUUUUUCGGCUGUCUAACUUUUACUCUGGGUAGUAACAGUCAGGCGUUGUCAGGUCUCUUUAGGCCGCAGUCAUAUAGGAUUUUUUUUUCUCUACUUUAUCCUAAAGCUUAGAUGCAACUGUUGCUAGUAACAGAAGAUCAAGACGAUGCAUUCUGGUUGUUAUGCAACUUUCAAGCUUUAUAUAUAUAAAAAAAAAAAAAAAAUCUCGACUUGCUAACUUGGAAGUAACAAAGUGGAAAAUACUGAUGGGUACAAAAACAGACAAUGCUCUGCAUGCUCUUCAAAAGAGGAUGAGGAACCCAUUUUAAAAAUGGAAAGCGUGGAGGGAGGGGGUGAUGGGGGAGGGAUUUAGAGCAGAGCACCCACACCUCUACAAUCCUCAGAAGGGCCUGUUUCACAGUGAUACACAGCUACAGUUCAGAUAUGGUAAGCUUAAAGAUCAGGACAGCGGAGACAGCCUGCCACCAACAGAGCUAAUGAACUGGGAGUGAGUAACAGAAGAUGCAGAAGAAAAAUCCUAUGUGAUCAAAGCUCGGAUAACCUUUUCCUUUGCUCCCACCAUUGUUCAUGAAAAGCUUCUCAUCAGUUUCUUCAUUUCAGGCGUCGGCCUGUCCUGUUACAGAUUGGAACAGUAACCACAUUCGUAUAUGCUGGAUAUACUUAAGUUAUACUUAUCGGGACUGACGGUCGCAGCAGUUUCACACCUGCCCCUUCAGCAGACCAGCAGUCAAUAGCAGCUCCAGCAAGAAGGAAGCUGACAGACCGAGUCUGUCGUCUGCAUACCUGCCAAGUAUUCAGGAGGAUGAUGGUCUUCAUUCGGAAAGAAACCUGUUGAUUUUUUCCUCCUGGUCCCAUAACCAUUUCACUAUUUGCCAGUGACACCCCCCCCGCCCCCCGCCCCCCUUCAAAACCACCCCCAUACUCCCCAACCCAAUACCUUUGGCUAUUCAGUAUGCACAGACUGAACCCUUUGACCCUGCUGUUCCUCUUGGCAUCACAUAUUCUUUGAGAGAGUGAAGAGAACUCAAAGCUAAAGGUGGGAGCACAUUUUGUGCAUCCAAACCACAGACUCUGUAACUAAAAAUCUGGGUUCCUCUUCUUUUUAUAUUUUGGUUUUUAGAUUGUUUUCUGAUUGUUGUGCAACACCACAUUCCCCAGUCCCGACCCCCCCUUGCUCCCAUCCCUACCCCCCCCCCCUUUCUUUUUUUCCUUUUUUGUUUAGAGUCUUUGCGGCGUCUCCUAAUAAAAUGGUGGCAUACCUGAGAGGUAUAGCUUCCUGAGACGAUAAUAAUCGACAUAAAACAGAAACUAUUAAAAUAUCUGUAUGGAUUAUGUAUAGAUGCCUAGCUUCAGAGAAAAAGGAUGUGGAUUUUAUCUUUUAAGGGAGAGACAUGGAUCAAUCAUUGUGUGCAUGCUCUGCACACAUGUUGCCUCACUCCAAAGGAGCACUGUGCAUAUUUCAAAUUGGAUUUUUCUUUUUUUUUUUUUUCUUUUAAUGGAGAAGAAUUAAGAGUGGCUGAGGUCUGGAUGCUGGCUGACGGCCAACCAGAGUCGGGUGAGAUGUCCUGAGUAGCAUGGAUUGCAUUGUGGUGUGUUUUGUGUUUUGUUUUUUUCAAAGUGCUCCUACUUUUCUUAUUUACAGGCUCAUGUUGCCGUCAUCAUCGUCCCCAUUAGAACAUGUUUACAUGCUUUAAUGUUCAAAAAACACUUUAAAUGAUACUUUGUGAUGCUGCAGCACCUCUCCACACUGAAAUACUCAGUUAUUAGUUCCUGUCGCUUUAGGGUCCUCCUCCCCAAAGGCCCAGUCUGCUUUGAUUGGUCAGUUGGCAUGACAUAAGCAAGGCAAAGUUGGUUACAUAGGUAAACACUAUAGCUUGCACUCAGCUGUGGGCUCGUAACAAGACCCUCAGCCUGAGCCACAGUAGGAUGACACUGUGUUGCUUCUGUCUGAGGGCUCAUUGAACUCACUGCACGUUACGACGGGGUUACGUGAGUCUCAUUGGGCUGCGUUUGUGUCACUUUUUCAUACUUGUUCUUUUGUCUGACCGCGCGAGCAAGAAGAAAAGUAAAUGAACAGGUUUACUGGGAUUGUGUCUUUGUUGUUGCAUCUGGGUUUAGAGGACCUCUCGUUCUUUGAGAGUGCGCCAAACAGUUUUGCAUGGUGGGGUCGUUGACCAAAGAAAAACACAGACUACAAGGUGUUUGUGGCAGUUCAGCCGUAGUGUUCUGCGGGACAGUUUUAUCUUCCAGUUGCUAUCCUGUUGUCCUGCUUUGGCCUCUACAUACACAAAUAAACUAUCUAACACUCUAAAGGGGGAGGCGGGCAUAAUAGGGGCACUUAAAUUGCUGAUAAAUGGAUAAAUCCUAAUUUAGUGUGCCAGUGUCACUCUGCAAAUGUUGGGCACUGUGUACAAGUUACUGCUCUAUAUUCUCUAGUUGGCUAAGCAGCUCACAGAGACGCACACGCAGUCAUAAUCUUUUGUAUGCCUAUCUGUUAAUGUGAAGGCAUGCAUUCCCAUUUGAGCUGCAUUGAAAGUGUUAUGAAAUGUUACCACUUCUGACCUACUUUUGGAAUUGGGACGAAAACGCGAACAGGUUGCAAAUUGAGGCGCUGUCAAAUUAGUAGAGAACUGCGCAGCCGAGGGGGUUAAGAGGAGAAAUUUUUAGCUAUUUUUAUCUGCAUCUGCAGUUUUAUAUUUUGUAAUCGUAGAUGGUUUGCCCUUUUAACCUGCCCCAAACCUUUCUGUCAUUCCACAAAUUGGAACUGCUUUUUCACACAGUGUCCUGCCGCAGUGUUGUGUUACACUGUGUCACAUUAGCACAACUGUAGUCCAACAGCGUGUUAGAUUAUAACUGAAGUUUGUCUGCAACGGUUUUUCUUAGAUACUGGCCAGUCUCAGCACCCACAGAGAGCAGGCAGAAGGGAUUGUGUUUUUCCAAUUAAGUCCAUAUGUUUUUGGACACUUUUUUUUUUUUUAAUUCCAGCUUUAAUUAAGCUUUAAUUCAAGGGGUUUAAACAAAAAUAUUGCAUUAACUGUUUAGGAAUGACAGCCAUUUUUAUACAUAGUUCCUCAGUUUUAGAGGUUCAAAAGUGAAACUAAUUCAGUUUUAAAUAGGAGGAUUAUUUUUAAUACUUGGAUGAAAAAAGACUGCCUGAAGUCUAGAACCCAUGGACAUCACCUGAUGUUGUGUUUCCUCCCUCAAAAUACUCCUUUACUCCAGCUGCUUUCAGUAACAGCUCUGUUGGGUUGGGAGAAGGUAACUGAUUUGAUCACUGGAGAACGUCCCAUUUCUUUGCCCUGUGAAACUCCUGGGUUGUUUUUGCUGUGUGCUUUGGGUCAUUGUCCAUUUGCACUGUGAAGCACCAUCCAAUCAGUUUUGCAGUGUUUGGCUGAAUCUGAGCAGGGAGCGAGAGCCCUUUACACUACAGAAUUCAUCCUGCUACUUCUGCCAAUAGUUGCAUCAUUCCUACCAGACUGAUUAUUUGAACACUCCUGAAGUUUUUGCUCUCUCUCCGGUUUAUUUAGGUUUUUCAGCCUAAUGAGGGUCUCAGCACCAAAUACAAGAUCAAUACACAGAAUCAACCCCAGAUAUUUUAUCUGCUUAAUUUGUCAGGAAAUAAUGAAGGAAUACUUAACAUCUGGCAUGUCUGUCAAUUGUCCAGUUAAUUUUGAGCCUCUGAAAAUCGGGGACUUCAUAUAAAAAUGGCUGUAAUUCUUAAAACAUUCAAUGCAAUACUUUGUUAAACCCUUUGAGUUAAAGCAGGAAGUCAGAUCUCGAGUGUUUGAGGUCAAAUCCACUGUCGUGGUACAGCAGCAAAAGUUGUCGUGGUCCAAAAACCUACGGACACAAUUCUCCCCGUGUCUGUGUGGGUUCUCUGAUUUCCCCCCACAGUCCAAAGACAUACAGUUACUGGGGUUAGGUUAAUUGGUUGUUCUAAAUUGCCCAUAGGUGUGAAUGGUUGUCUGUCUCUCUGUGU